AAACCCACCAUUUUUCUCUAGAUCUUUCCCCUUUAUUUCUAGUCGAUCCUCCGCACUUUUUCUCCUUUGGCUGUCGAGUGGGAUGUGUGGGACGCUCCCUCCAGUGAAAUCUCUUUCAUUUUGUUGGUUGUUUAAGUUUGGGGCUUUGAUUUCCAGAUGGCAAAAAGAAAGCUGAUUUUGUGAGGCAGAUUCACGAGAAGGCAAGACUCAACAUUGAGUGAAGAACAGAGCAAUAUGCAAAGCAAGCCAACAAGGGGCGUUCUAAGCUGGUCUUCGAACCUGGAGAUUGGGUUUGGUUGCACAUGAGGAAAGAAAGAUUCCCAGCACAAAGGCGUUCCAAAUUGCUUCCAAAAAGAGAUGGUCCUUUCCAAGUCUUAAAGCGCGUCAACGAUAAUGCUUACAAACUAGAUUUACCAAGUGAGUACAAUGUUAGUGCCACUUUCAAUGUUACUAAUUUGAGUCCUUUUGAUGCAGUAGAUGAUUUGAGGACAAAUCCUUUUCAAGAGGAAGGGAAUGAUAUAAAUCCAAGUUUGACUUUAAAAGAUUCGAUUCAAGUUCCCGUUGGACUGAUUACAAAGGCUCGAGCUAAGAAGUUCAAGGAAGCACUUAAUGAGUUGAUUCGAGAAAUAUGGACUCAAGCCAAUUCAUGGAGGCCCAUUGAGGGAAGUCCAUGUGAGCCUCAAAAUUGCAUUAGCCUAAUCCAAGUUCAAGAAGACUUUGUCAAAGCCAAGCCUAAUCUUUGCAAGUAAUGGUCAUGAACUUUGGGCAUGAACUCAACAAUCAUUCUGGCUCAAAUUUAUUACUUUCCUUUUUGGGUUUUGGCUUGCAUGCCAAGUUUUUCUUUUUUGGGUUGAAUUACACAAUUUGCAUCAAAUCUACUAUAGUUGGCUGCACACUAAUAUUUCACAAU
This is a messenger RNA of Rubroshorea leprosula, 910 nucleotides long. Lineage: Eukaryota; Viridiplantae; Streptophyta; Magnoliopsida; Malvales; Dipterocarpaceae. The record is from the annotation of a GenBank genome assembly.